AUGGGCUUUGUGGGUCUCGUUCAAUUUUCCCUUCAAUGCUUUGAUGUUCUUGCAUGGCCUCUACUUUCUCUGGUGUAUCCUCUAUGUUGUUCCAUUAGGGCGAUUGAGUCCAAUUCUGUUUCAGAUUCUCAGAAGUUGAAUACUUAUUGGGUUGUCUUCUCAUUGAUUCUGCUAUUUGAACAUGCACUUAUGAAGCUCCUAAAAUGGCUCCCACUGUGGCCAUACUUUAGGCUAAUCAUUGUCUUCUGGUUGGUGAUACCUCAUUUCGGUGGUGCAUUUUAUGUCUAUAAACACCUUAUCUGUCCAUGCCUCUCCACGGACCUCCAAAUUGUUGUCAACUGGUUCAACAAGCGGAAGAAAUCCUCGUUUAACAGCGACAAUGUUUUUACCGAGGUGGAGAGAUAUGCACAGGAGAAAGGACCUGAGGCUCUAGAAAAUGUUGUUGCUUCCAAAUCUGAGAGAACAAAGUCAAAUCCCAAUGCGAAAGAGUUCAAAGCAGUUUCAUCUCUGGAGAAUAAAGAGGUUAGUCAGGCAGAGCCUAAUCUCACUGGAACUGAAAACAGCAGAUUUCCCAGUAUGGAUAUUAAAGAAAAGGCCGUUGCGAUUGCAUCAGAGAGAGGAAUUUUGAACAUUCCACCUUCAGAGAAGGUUCAGGAGUGGACAAGUGCAGUCAGUCAGGUAACGACCCGAAGUGAUACAUCUUUUAACUCCUACCCGGACGGUAAAAUACACGAGGCUGUAUAUGAGAAACUGAAAAUAGAGAACAAAGCUGAAGCUAAGCUCACUCAGAUGGAAAACGGUACAUUUGCAACCAUGGAGACUCAAGAAAAAGUUGUUGAGGUUGUUACAAGUAGAGAAGUUAUUGAGUCUGCCCUACAAGUCCAGAAAGAGUGGACUUGUGCUCUCUGUCAGCUAACGACUCAAAGUGAAGCAACUUUGAACUCCCACCUCCAAGGCAGAAAACACAAGGCAGCAUGUGUGGCACUGAAAGCAAAGAGCCAGCCAAUUGCGCCAAAAAUUGCCCCGGCUUCUACUGCAAAGGAAUCUAAUCAACCUAACAAGGAGCGAGGAAAGAGGACAACGAGCAGUGCAUCAAAACAAAAAGUUAUUGUAGAUGAAAAGGUGCAAAGCCAGAAAAAUAGCACUCCAACUUCAAGGACAAAGACUUCUGAUAAAUCUAAAAAGGAGCCAGCAGAAGGUGCAUCCAUCAAACGGAGGCCAACAACGAAAUCGGAAUGA
Prunus armeniaca (apricot) is the source of this 1239-nucleotide messenger RNA. The record is from the annotation of a GenBank genome assembly. Lineage: Eukaryota; Viridiplantae; Streptophyta; Magnoliopsida; Rosales; Rosaceae.